CAUCACGCUUCGUUUGAGGCAUCAACUGUUUAUUUUUCAAUCCGCAUCGAUAGAAGAUGGUUUCUUUAUAGCGAGUUAUUUAUCUCAUGCCUUGCAAUUUAUGUGACCGGCAUUCCCAUAUACCUCUUGUCCCCUCGGCGACAUCGAACACUAUCCCAAUAUUGCAUGAGUCAUCACUUCCAUGCCAUCAGCGAAUGUUGCUUCAAGUUGGGACUUCACCGCGGUGAUUGAUCUCCUUCGUACACCUACGAAGCCUUCGAAGAGCCAAGAGGCUGUUUCGGGAAAUGAUUCGAAAGCAAGCCGCUAUGAACCUACCGCCAUUCUGACAAGACCUAAGGCUCCUCCUACUCUAGAAACUCCCGAGCAUAAACGGCUGGGAGAUUUUGAUGCUUUAUGGGAUGUUCUCCGACAACCUACACGAACAACCUCAUCUUCGGUUGUCGACAAAUCGUCUGACCCUAUUUCUAACGAUGAUUCAAAUCCUAUCUCCAGGCUGGCUUCCUCGCAGCCAAUAUCAAUUCUAACAGGACCCACCAACGUCGAUUCUUUCAAGAAUCAGUCUGCCUCUAACCAAGAUGCUUCUGCUGGUAUCCUUUCAGACUCCACGGUCGGGGGUGUGUCAGACGGUGAUAUCAGCAUAUUCGACUCUCCAGUGCAACGCAAAUCUACUCUAGCAUUCAUUCCAUCCCAAGUCAACGCCAUUGAGAAAACUGGCGAUGUAUUAACACCACCAUCUUCUUGCGAAGAAGACAACAAGCCGUCGUUGAGAAAUUACGAGAACAUAACGAAGAAGGAAUCUCGCUAUAAAUCGUCAGCAGACCGCAAAGCAGGGCUAGUGCUCAAACUCGGAAAGCAUUUCCCUGAGUUUAUGGGUCUCACGCCUGUUAAUAACUUUGUUUCGCGCACUUCUUCCGACCUGCAUGUUUUUGUUGAUGUAUCAAAUAUUUCGAUUGGUCUUCAUGACUGCUACAAGAUUCACCACGAUAUUCCCGUCAGCACGCAGAUCCGGCGACUGCCAUUAUCGUUUCACAACUUUUCACUUAUACUAGAGCGCGGUCGACCUGUGGCGAAGAAGGUUCUUGCUGGAUCAGACCGGUUUCCGGCCAUCAAUGAAGCCGAGAAACUCGGCUAUGAGGUCAACAUUCUCAGUCGCGUACACAAAGCAAAAGAAUUCACGCCCCGACAAGCAAAAUUCCGCAACGCACUCAAUCAAGGAGCGAGCUCUGAAAUGGGUUUCUCUCCUCCAGAAAGAUGGGUUGAGCAGGGUGUAGACGAAAUUCUACACCUGAAAAUGCUGGAAAGUCUAAUUGACACGGACAAACCAGCCACCAUCGUGCUGGCUACCGGGGACGCGGCGGAAGCCGAGUUUUCCGGGGGAUUCCUGCGCAUGGUUGAGCGUGCAUUGCAGAAAGGCUGGAUUGUCGAGUUGGUCAGCUUUGCCAUGAACACGAGUUUUGCAUACAAACGCAAAGCGUUUCGAGCGAAGUGGGGGACUCAAUUUCGAAUGAUCAAUUUGGAGGAUUACGUUGAAGAGAUGCUGGAUAUGUAGCAGUAGGGACUACUAUAUUUACUAAGAAAUACAUUGAAGUCUUCCAUUCCGAAAGAUUCCAUCGUAAAGAUAGGCGCCACUGGUGUGGCACGAAUGUCUCCGCACCCCGCAUCCAUACUUGAGAAUCCGAGCCGGCGCCACAUCAAUUGAUCUC
This is a messenger RNA of Talaromyces proteolyticus, 1703 nucleotides long. RefSeq lists its product as uncharacterized. Gene Ontology annotation, cellular component: nucleus. The record is from RefSeq and is a predicted model, not a curated record. Bases 182 to 1549 code for a protein of 455 amino acids. The transcript has a single exon. NCBI's taxonomy places the organism in Eukaryota, Fungi, Ascomycota, Eurotiomycetes, Eurotiales, Trichocomaceae. Gene Ontology annotation, molecular function: guanyl-nucleotide exchange factor activity; small GTPase binding. Gene Ontology annotation, biological process: protein import into nucleus.